Messenger RNA from Monodelphis domestica (gray short-tailed opossum), 5935 nucleotides. It is a transcript of the gene UBALD1, whose product is annotated as UBA like domain containing 1. Lineage: Eukaryota; Metazoa; Chordata; Mammalia; Didelphimorphia; Didelphidae. Gene Ontology annotation, molecular function: protein binding. The record is from RefSeq and is a predicted model, not a curated record.
AGGAUUGCAGCCGGCUCUAGCCUCUGCAAUGGUGGGAGGGGAAAUGGGGGAAGAGGAAGUAGAGUUUGGCUUUUCAGAAACAAUGGAUUUUUUUUUUCCCACAAAACAUUCUGCAAGGAUUUUUAAAAAAGUGGGGGACAAUGGAAGUGGGGGAUGGAGAGAGAAACCUCCCUCCAUGGAAGUGGGUAUAGGGGGACCACACAAUAAUCACGUCUCUAGUGUUCAGCAUUUAUUUUGUCUUGUUUUUCUUGGGCUCACUUUCAUCAGGCAAAAUUCUCCCGGGGCCCUCAGUCACCCAAGCCUAGCCCCCACAAUUCUGAAAGAAGAGGGGAAGAAAACCAUUCUUGAACUGAAAGCCCAAGUCCAGCCAUUUCGGAUGCAUAUCAUUUAUUUGUUUAUUUAGGUGGUGACCCAAAUCUUUGAGAUGGUCUUGAAGCACCGCAACCCCAGGGCAGCAGAGCGGGGCUGGGUUCCGUGUUUACUUGGGCUUCGGGAGGCGGGGGUGGGGGUGGGGGCCGCCCGAGAAGACUACAACUCCCAGCAUUCCUGCUCAGUCUCCUCCCCGUUUCUGUCCAUCAGAGAGGCAAGGCUCGGUGAGUCAGUACCCUACAGUAAAUAUUUGUAUUUGCAAGAGCCGGCUGUAAUGGUGGAUCUGUAAAGGAGAGCCAGGGAGAGCCCAGCCUUCGCCCAGAUAUUCCUCCUGUUGUCUGGCAGGGGAGCGAGCGGAGCCGACUUGGCACCAUGUCGGUGAACAUGGAUGAGCUGAAGCACCAGGUCAUGAUCAAUCAGUUCGUGCUGACUGCGGGGUGCGCCGCGGACCAGGCGAAGCAGCUCCUUCAGGCGGCACAUUGGCAAUUCGAGAUAGCCCUCAGUGCUUUUUUCCAAGAGACCAAUAUCCCUUACAGUCACCACCAUCAUCAGAUGAUGUGCACUCCCGCCAACACCCCUGCCACACCCCCCAACUUCCCCGACGCCCUCACCAUGCUCUCCCGCCUCAAGGCCUCCGAGAGCUUCCACAGCAGCAGCCCCAUGGCUUCCUCGGCCACCUCGCCCCCUCCCCUUCCGCACCCCCCCCACUUCGGCAGCUUCCCCGCCGCCUCGCCGCCUCCCGGCCCGCCGCCGCAGCCCCAGCAGCCGCAGCACUACUCAUGGACUCCUGCCCCCUCCUCCCAGCCCUCGGACUGGCCGCCCCCCGCCUCCCAGCGGGCCACCUCAGAACAGAAGGCCAGCGCGACCAUGGAGGCAGAGAGAUAAGGGAGGCCGAGGGCCCGUGGGGCCAGGGGCAGGGGAGAGGACGUCUCCUCUGGGCCCCCUCAUGCUUCUCCUCCGCACCCCCAUGUUCAUUUCUUUCACCCUUCCCCCAGAGACCUGGAGGGGGAGAGGCAGGACUCGGGAGCAGGCAGGGACUGUCUGACGCAAGCACGCACGCACACAACCACGCACGCAUGCGCACAUUCGGUGUAUGCACAAUCUCCUUUGCACAGAUAUAAUUUGAAGCUGUUUGGGCUCCCAUUAGAGACCAAACCAUGCCCCGGACCUGCCUGCCCUCCCCUCACCUCCUCAGAGAUACUACCCUGGAGAAUCACUACAAAGUCAGCUUCUGAUUUCAGGUAACAUGUACCCGCACACACACAUGCACACACACACUCAUACUCACACUGGCAUGCAUACAGAAGAACACGCAAGGCCCUGGCUUUGUGUGUGUGCAUAAAAGAUGUAUUUAUAUGUAUGUCUCUAUUCAAAACAGUUAUGUAGGUUUUCAGGGCAGCUGGAUUUUGCAUGUGAAUAACUGAUUCCCAAAGGCUCCCCUCCCCACUUCCCCACCGCCUGUCUUCUGCUCUCCUAUCCAGCACUGCCUCACUUGCAGAGAAGAGGACUGUGGGAAACUCCAGGACUCUCAUCUUCCCCACCCCAGUCCCCUGUCCCCCUCUCUCUUCCCCAGGGGUCACCUGCAUGCCUUCCCCAGAGCCCAGGGGGAUAGGGUCCCCGUCUCCUUGCCCCAUUUUAACAAACAAGAAGAAGAAAUUCCAAACCCACCAGACUCUGUGGUUUUGCAUUGUUUUCUGACAACCCUUGCAUGUCACUGUGUGUGGGAGCAGGCUGGAAAGGAGGGAGGAAAGCUGAGAGGCUGGCAGAGGGAAAGAGCCCAGAAUCUGGAGUCAAAAAGAUCUGUGUUCAAAUCCCAUCUCUGAGGGACCUCAGCAGUAAGAUGAAGGGAUAGGACUAGGUGGAUGCUUGAGGCCCAUUCCAGUUCCCAGCCUUUGAGUCUAGUAUCUGAGCAGAGGAAAUGUAAAGCCUUUUGAGGUUUGUUAGACUAUUCAGAAGCAUUUGGAGUGUUUCUUUGUUAUGUUUUUUUUUAAGCUAUAAUUUUCCCUUCAUUCUCUAAGGAAUGAAAAGAUUACCUCCCCUCACCCCUUAUUCUCCAGCAAUAUUGAUUUUCAUCUUAUUAUUGGAAGUAACUCCUUUGUUCCCUGAGCCCCGCUUAUUUACUCCAUCACCCCUGGUCAGAAAAUGUCAACCCUACCUCAUUUUGCUGGUCUUCUCCCCACUGGCCUCUUUCCAAACACAGAAGUCUGGGCUUUUCAUCCCUGGGGUUGGAGCCUGACUGUUUGAAUCCUGAUUUGCCUAAGGAUAGAGCCCCAAGUAUCUGUGUACUUACUGCCUAAGAGUAAAGAUAAUCAAGGCCAAAACCAUGGUCCAGCUCUGUGCAAAGGCCAGACAGACCCUGGUGGAAACUCACACGCUGCCCAUGGAGUUUGGAGAAAGGAAGGAGCCCAGGAAACCUUGGGGAAAGGGGUGGGAGAUGAAGUGUGGCUCUAAGCUUUAGCCUUGGUGAGGGAAGCCAGAUACUCCAGAAAUCAUGCCCAGAUUAAUAAUAACUGCAGCUAGCAUUUGUGUUUACAAACUAGUUCAUCUGUGCUAUUGCAUUUUUACAUUAGGUCUUAGACCCUGAGAGACAAGGGUAUGGGCCAAGAAAUGUAGACAAGAUAGAGUGGUACAGACAUAGAACUGAAAUCAAAAGACAUGAAAACUGAGAGAUCCAAAUUAUAGACUAUAUAGGACUAAAAAAAUCCCAAAACAAAACAGUGGCUGCUUAGGGUCAUAGUCCCCAACUGGAAGCUCACCACCAGAAUUGAUCAACUGUGUCAUGCAUGGGAGUGGGGGCUGCAAAGCUCAGGAAGACUGUUUUGAGAAGCACUGAGUCAGGAUCUGCAUUGGUUAAAGAAAUAUAUUUACAGAUCCCUGAAGUAAAAAUCCAACAUUCCAAGACAGCCAAAGAUUUGGCAUUCCAAGACCUUCCAUGCUGCAGAAUCUGGAUGAAUGGGAAAGUUGGAUUACUUGGUUCAACAAGCUCAGUUUAAUGACUAAGCAUCUUCUGACCCAGUUGAAAGGAAGACAUGACCAUUCGAUUCCUGGUCAACUCCCUCAGAGGGCAAGGAGAGUUCCUAUAAUAUUAUAAAGUCAAGUGUGUAUUAAAACUAACCCUUCUCUUCAUUCAAAUGUACAAACAACUAAGUGAUGGAAUUGGAACGCAUUUGCGUUCCUAGGUUCAGCCAUUAGAUUUUCAAAUUGAAGUAGCUGGAGUUUGCCAAAGCUUUGGGGUUUUCGGCCUCUUUGGAAUCUGAUCCCCUGUCCUCUUUUCUGAGUGUGGGAUAUAUAAAUGGAAAGGAUGACCAUCACAAAAUAAUUGGAAGUGAAUGUUUCAAAAUUAUGAAGAACAAGCUUGGACCCAAAGCGGAGAAAGGAGAAAAUACUUCACUCUUGCAGAGGUGAGAGAUACAUGGAUGUAGAACACCGCAUAGAAAAUGUCAUUUUUUUAGCUAUGUUGAUCAGUUUUGAUGAAUUUUUAUUUUCUUCCUCUCAAAAAGGUUAUAAGGGAUAGUGGCCUGGGAGAGGGAAAAGGAGAAAUAUUGAGAAAACCAAAGAUAGAGUUCUACUUUAAAAUUUUUUUUUAUUCUACAAGUUACUUUUAACAUUUCCCCCCCGUUUAUUGCUUUUGUUUUUUUGUGUCAUUUUGUUUUUUGACCCUUCUGUCUUCAAAUCAAUACUAUGUAUUGGUUUCAAGGGAGAAGAGUGGUAAGGUCUGGGCAAUGGGGGUUAAGUGAACUUGCCUGGGGUGACACAGGUAGUUCAUAUCUGAGGCCAAAUUUGAACCUAGGACCUCCUGUCUAUAGGCCUGACUCUCAAUGCACUAAACCACCCUUUAUUUCUUAACAGAUCCCUUCUCCACUUCUCUAGAGAGAUAUCCCUUGUAAUGGAAUUUAAAAAAGAAAAACUAAUCAAUGUGUCAACAGAAUGCCAUUAUAUUUCAAAGUUCUGUUGCAGUGGACAGUUCUUAUAUGACCUUCCCAAACUUGCUACCCUGAGCUCCUUACUUACUGCCUGCCUUGCAAGGCCUUAGAAAGUCAUUUUCUUUUCCUCCUGGAUAUAUUGUUUGCUUUGGGCAUUUUUGAAGUCUCAGCCUCAUACAUGAAAUUAUCUUCCUCUGAUUUUAACAAUCUAGAGGAGGCUUUGCCAGGUAGAAUUGGUCUCUUAAGUUACCUUUUUCUGCUGGAAGUCUCUAUGGGACUGAUUUUUAGAGGUUCUAGCUUGACUGUGACCCAUUCUUUUCUGGCCUAUUUGGUUUGUUUGAAGAAGAUCACUAGUUGCUACCCAUAAUUCUGAUUGACGGUAUAGUAUAUCAGCAAGAACCCUGGACUUCAAGUCAGGAGGCCUUGGGUUCUUGACCCAAUUCUAUCAUUUAUUGUAAUAAUAAUAGUUCUCAUUCAUAUAACACUUUUAAAAGCCUUAUUUUUUUCUCUUGGAAUUAAUAUUAAGUUUAUUCUAAGGCAGAAAAGUGGUAAGGGCUAGGAAAUUGGGAUUGAGGGACUUACCCAGAGUUACACAGCUAGGAAGUGUGAGGCCAAAUUUGAACCCAGUACCUCCUAUCUCUAGGCCUGGUUUAUCCACUGAGCCACCUAACUGCCCCAUUUAUAUAACACUUUUAAGAUUUACAAAGUUCUUUACAAGUAUUACCUCAUUCUUACAAUAAGCCUGGGAGGUAGGUGCUAUUAUUAUCCCCAUUUUAUAGAUUGGGAAACUGGGUGAAGCAGAUUUUGUGACUUGCCCAGGGUCACAGCUAGCCAAGUGUCUGAGGUCAUAAUUGAACUCAGGACUGGAGUUGUCUAGCCUCCAGAUCCAGCUCUCCACAUAGCACACCUUGAGCUAAGUCUGUUUCCUAAUCCAUAAAUUAAUGAUCAUCUAUUCUGCCAAUUGCUAGGAUAAUGAGAUAACAUGAAAGUGCUUCAUAAACGUAAAGCCUUCCUAAUUUGGUCACAUCUGGGUCAUUUGGCUGGUUGGCAUUUUGGCCGCCAUCUUCCUUCAGCCAACCCUUCCCCCCCUUAGCUGCCAUCUUCCUUCAGCCAACCCUUCCCACUCAGCUCACUGCAGAGUCCCCAAGAAAGGACUCCCCUAUUGAACUUGCCACUAAGUUCUUGUUUAUGAGACUUUUUUUCAGUUCUAGGUAGAAACCACUUUUGACACUUGUUUUUUGACAUUUUAGAAUUCAGAUUUUCUCCCUUCCUCCCACUCCCCAGGUGGUGAAUAGUGUGAUCUCGGUUACAAACCCAUCCUUUCCAAUGAUACCUAUUUCCCUAUUGCUCAUGUCAUGAUAGAAGACCUCUCUCUGCGAGACUUCUCGCUCCCCGCUCGUUGGUAGAGAUGAGAUGAUAGACAGAAUCUCUGCCGUGUGAAUGAACAGGACUCGGGGGACCAGCUCCACCUCCUUCCCUGCCCCUCCUGAUGGUCACACUCAGGACCCUCGCCUCCCUCAGGUAAAUGGUGUAUCAGAACCCGCUUCGCUGUUGAUUACAUAAAUGAACACAGAUCCGUUGUACAUACAGCGAUUGCCAAGUCAGUUCCCUUUCUGAAUAAGAAUAAAUUCAUAGUAUGCAGA